UUCAAAAUACAAGCAAACAUGACACACGUUCCACAAUAUGAUGUCUACAGUUUAAACUAAGAAAAAUGUUCUUCCCUCGUUAAUACGCCAGUGAAAGUAGCAAUACCACAAUGUGCAAUUAAAGUCCCUAAAAUUAUAUAAGUAGUCUACAGCAGAAUGUAGGUUUCAAAGUUUAAAAAACAAGUUAUGCAGAAUACACAGUCGUGUAUAUCAUAAAAUAACGGCAGGAUAAACUUGUGUCGAAUAUUUCUACGGACACCGACGGGAUAAACAAACGAGAAUAGUCUGUUGAAAUGUUAUUGUAUGGUAUAAAUAAGUCAAAAACGCCACGGUCAAGUUUUGCGACCUUUGCGUCCACAGAUGAUAACGAUCAAAACUCAACGUCUGUGUUAGCAGAAGAGCUGUCCACUGGUAGCUAUGGUAACAGUAAACAGGUGGAGAACCGGGCUCGCCGUGCAAACUCAACCCUCCGGUGAAACUCAACCGACACCUGUGGACCUCAGCAGCAGUGUGUGUGUGUCUGGCCAAACCAUGAAGCUGUGCAAAAGGAAAGGUUCCCCUGAAGAAUGAGACCUGAUGUUAGUAUGGAGGCCAGCAGUUCCAGACGGUCUGUCCAGCUGGGCCAGAAGGCACACCAUGCUACUGAUAGACACUGCACACCGUGCCCAGACAGUGGUGAGAGACAGAAAGCCACAGAGGAAACACUGUCCCUGUCUGAACAUCCCAAGACCAGACAAAUAAUACUGGAAAUCACUAAGCUACACCGCCUGAGAGCAAAGUUCGCCGCAGUUUUGUCAGCCUUCCUGUUCCUAACCCAGAGAGACUGAAAACAGCCAAAGCCCUUGUAGACAAAGCUGUUAAGAUGCACAAGAUAUUCUCUGUCCAGGGCCCUUACCCCGUCAUCAGGGCAGCAUUGAGGGCCAGAGGCUGGGUUGAGCAGCGUAUACACCGCCCAAACCACCAUGCUCACCUGCGUCACAGCGAUGAGGGCAGAGCCAGCUCCAAUGACGCUGGUGACAGCGAUGAUGAUGACGACGAAGUCAAAAAAGAGCAGGAUCCAGAUGGACUAUAUGAUCUCAUGUCUCGCCUUGUGCGGAAUGAAUUGGUUUAUUUCUACUGGACAAACCGCAGAGACGCCAUCAACACAAACAGCCUGCAAAAAGAACAGAUUACCAAUCAUUUUGCAAAAGCAGGCAGCUUCACCACCAAGGCAGGGCUGUGUGUGAACUUGAGGAACCUGCACUGGUUUGAUUCAGCUGACCCAGACACCUUCUUCCCCCGUUGUUACAGAGUUGGAGCACAGGAUGAGAAGCAUGCUUUCAUUGAGGACUACCGGAGGACAGCCUGCACUAGUCUUUUGAAGUACAUUGUAGAGAGGGAGCAGGGUGUUCAGGGAGAGGGAACGAGCCACAACAUUCUGGCUGUUCAGGAUCAGCGGAAACAGAGCAAACGACGACCUAGACCAGUGGUCCUUUCCCAAAUCAUUACCAGUGCACUCAAAGUAUGCCAGGAGUUCCUGGAGAGUCUGGAGCAUAGUGACAUAGACAUAAGCUUGGAGACAGCACAAACGCUUACCAAGGAGGAGUGGGGAGAGUUUAUUCACAGUUACUACCUUGUUGUACAUGGCAGAGCAGAGAUCGAGAGCAGUGAUCAUUUUGUGACCUGCUGCAAGGCCAUGCUACAGAGGCUGGUGGAGGUCAGCCCACAGCUGGACAUAGAUGGCAUUCACAACAUCUGGAUCAUCAAACCUGGAGCUAAGUCCAGGGGUAGAGGUAUCAAAUGCGCCAAGCGUCUGGAUCAGAUCCUCCGGCUGGUGGACGGUGAUCCAACCCUAAUCAAGGAAAGCAAGUGGGUGGUGCAGAAGUACCUGGAGCGACCCCUGCUUAUCCAUGGCACCAAAUUUGACGUGCGGCAGUGGUUCCUAGUCACUGACUGGAACCCUCUGACUGUGUGGUUCUAUAAAAAGUGCUACAUGCGCUUCUCUACGCAGCCUUACUCGCUAGAUACACUCGACAGCUCUGUCCACCUGUGCAAUAACUCCAUCCAGAAGCACCUGAGGCCCUCCCAACAACGCCAUCGAGGUAUCCCAUCAGACAACAUGUGGUCGGAUGACCAGUUCAGGACCUUUCUGUCCAGCCAGGGCCAGGAUGGUCAGUGGCAGACUGUGGUAGUCCCGGGGAUGAAGAGUGCUGUGAUCCAUGCAUUACAGACUACACAGGAUCUCAUGGAGUCACGCAAAAACACAUUUGAGCUCUAUGGCGCUGACUUCAUGUUAGGUCGUGACCUGCGUCCAUGGCUGAUAGAAAUCAAUGCCAGUCCCACUAUGGCUCCUUCCACCCCUGUGACAGCACGUCUCUGUGCUGCUGUGCAGGAAGACACAUUACGAGUUGUCCUGGACCGGAGAACAGACCGCACUGCAAACACUGGAGACUUUCAGCUCGUAUAUAGGCAGGCAACAGUAGAAGUACCACAGUAUGUAGGAAUCAACCUGCUUGUUGAGGGCUUCAAGAUCAAAUGCCCCUGCCCACUUCCUCCACUGAGAUCCUCCAACCGGCCAGCACCAAAACACCGGCGGCCCAUCAAGGAGAAGGAACCUGACAAAGUAAAGUCUCUACCUAAGAUACUGUCGAAGAGUGCAGAGACUCCGCUUCAAAACACCAGUAGUAGGGUUCUGCCACCUCCUCCGGUUCCUCCUGAGCCUCCUGUGCCUGUCCCUAUUGAAACCUUCACACUUCACUUGCCAAUGACUGUGACAUCCAUCCACCUGCCAAUUAGUGCCCAGUCUCACUCUGUAUUUCUGUGGAAGAGCAGACCAGAGGUAUCGAAAGGCUGCUCAGAGAAAGUCCAGCCCUGUACCAUAGAGAAUGAUCAAGGUCCUUCUUUGCCUCUGGAGAUUACCGUUCAAAAACAGUCCAGAGAAGCAGCCACCAGCACCUUGAGUACCUAAAAAAACAAAAAAACAAAUUCAAUCCAAAAGAAGGUUUGUUGACCAACUCAUUCACAUGCUCCUUCAGUUUGAACUUUCUUGUUGCAGGGUUUUUUGGCCUACCUCAUGAUAAAGUCCGUAUUUUACAGAUUCCCAUGUCUUUUUUUCCACUCAUUACUUUCUUUUACAAUUAUUUAGAUUUCAGAGUUUGGUUUAACACAACAGUGGCCCUGUUAUUUUGAACCUUAUUUAGGUUUAUUUAGGGACUAUUUUUUUUGGUAGAAGGUAGUUUGAUUACAUGUUCAUGAUGUGGAUUAUCCAGAGUUAGCAAUGUUGUUUCUUUCUUUCUUAAAUGCCAUCAGUGUUGUGAGUAUCAGAAACAAAAGUACAUUCACCCCCAUUGUAUUGUGGUGUUGUCAACAAUGUAGCUAAAUAAAAACAAAACACACUGAUGCA
Molecule: messenger RNA, 3382 nt
Organism: Micropterus salmoides (largemouth bass)
Lineage: Eukaryota; Metazoa; Chordata; Actinopteri; Centrarchiformes; Centrarchidae
Product: tubulin monoglycylase TTLL3-like
Exons: 14
Coding region: 863-2947 (694 amino acids)
Biological process (GO): cilium movement; cilium assembly; protein polyglycylation
Cellular component (GO): cilium
Molecular function (GO): protein-glycine ligase activity, initiating
Source: RefSeq, a predicted model, not a curated record